UUCCCUGUGUGGCUGAAGCGUUUGUUGCCGCCUUGAAACACGGUAACUAGAGGGAGGUUUAUGAGUAUGAGAGAGGUGCUUCUUUCCCAGGAGUUCUCUUUGUCUUUCCUACUCCAGCAUAGCUGAAGGUGCAAGUGUGGCAGAGGGGGUUCGCCUGUGUGCCCGGCUGUGCGUGUCUGUGCGGAAGUGCUGCUCAUUAUCAGCUGCAGCCAGAGAUGCUUCCCCGCCUCCACCUCCCAUCCAGCAGCAGUAGCAGUAGCAGACAGGGGAAGGCUGAGCCGACCCAGCUACUGCAUGUGCGCUCUGUUGUGGGGAGCUGACAAGUGCACACACAGCUGAUGUGGAGCCUCUCCCCUUCAGUAGCCCCCUGGUCGGCUGACAAAGGACUACUGGCCCCCUGCCCGUCACCAUGCCCGGUCCUUCCAGGCUGGAGCUGAUCCAUCACAUCUCUGUGAUUUGCCUUGUGAAUGUUUUUACACGUGGAUGGAUUGAAACAGCUGUUCCACACGCAGCAGCCUGCAGCGGCAAACUGGAGCAGCACACAGAAAGAAGAGGGGUCAUUUACAGCCCAGCCUGGCCUAUGAACUACCCCCCAACAAUGAAUUGCAGUUGGUACAUUCAAGGAGAUCAUGGUGAUGUCAUUACAAUUAGUUUUAAGAAUUUUGACAUAGAAGAUUCUCACAAGUGUACCGCUGACUGGCUGCUGAUUGGCCCUUCUUCAAGAAGGGAGGAGUACAAAGUAUGUGGUUCUGCCAUCCCCCCUGCCUUCACCUCUUCACGCGAUCAUGUCUGGAUAUUCUUCCACUCUGAUGCAACAAGCUCAGGACAGUCUCAGGGAUUCCGUCUUUCAUAUAUUAAAGGAAAAAUGGGUCAGACUUCUUGCCCUGCUGAAGAGUUCUUAUGCGGGAAUGGCAAGUGCAUUCCAAACAGUUGGAAGUGUAACUUCUUAGAUGAAUGUGGGGAUAACACGGAUGAGAGAAACUGUACAGCCCCUUCUGCAGAAACACAUACAAGCUUAUGUCCAGUUGGCACUUUUGCAUGUAGUGCUGCUCACUCUGUGCAGUGCUUAUCUAAUGAACUGCGAUGCAAUACUGUAAAAGACUGCAGCAGUGGUUCAGAUGAAGAAAAUUGCCCAGAUCUGAAAUGUGGUGGAAAACUCAGUAAUUUUUAUGGUUCGUUUGCCUCGCCUGAUUUCUUUCAUGCUGAUCACAGCCGGACAGAUCUGCAGUGCACGUGGUAUGUAGAUACUCAAGAUAACCGACAUGUUAUACUGCAGAUAAGUUUGCAGCUGGGCUACAAUGACUAUGUGCGAGUGUAUGAUGGUAUUGGCGAGAGAAGUGAAAGACUUUUGCAUACCCUUUCGUAUCACAACAAUAAACACACUGUCCUUUCUGAAUCUCCAAAUGGACAGCUCACUUUAUUAUACCACGCACGAUCAAAAAGUAUGGGCCAUGGCUUUAAUGCAACUUACCAGGUCAAAGGUUACUGCCUCCCUUGGGAGCAUCCUUGUGGAAGUGAUGAGGUGUGCUACUCUGACAGCCAACACUGUGAUGGUUGGUGGCAUUGCCCUAAUGGCAAAGAUGAAGAGAACUGCCCAGCCUGUCAGAUGAAUGAGUACCCUUGUGAAGGAGGAAGUGGCCUCUGCUAUUCCUCCAGUGAUCGGUGCAACAAUCAGAAAAACUGUCCUGAUGGCUCUGAUGAAAAGAAUUGCUUCACUUGUCAACCUGGUAAUUUUCACUGUGGGACCAACCUGUGUAUCUUUGAGACCUGGCGUUGCGAUGGCCAAGAAGAUUGCCAGGAUGGAAGUGAUGAACAGAAUUGCCUGGUGAUUGUUCCCAGGAAGGUCAUUACAGCAGCACUCAUUGGCAGUCUUGUGUGUGGAUUACUUCUAGUUAUAGCUCUGGGCUGUGCAUUCAAACUUUAUUCCCUACGGAGCAGAGAGUACAGGGCUUUUGAAACUCAGAUGACACGCCUUGAGGCAGAGUUUGUGAGGCGCGAGGCUCCCCCUUCAUAUGGACAGCUUAUCGCACAGGGUCUUAUUCCUCCUGUUGAAGAUUUUCCAGUAUUCAGUGACUCGCAAGUUUCCAUGCUACAGAACAUCCGCACAGCCAUGAGACGGCAAAUGAGACGUCAUUCUUCCAGAAGGAUUUCUUCUAGAAGGCGUUUGGGAAGACUAUGGAACAGACUGCUUCACCGCCCACGUGCACGGGGACAGAUUCCCCUUCUCGCAUCGAUUCUGUCACAAACACGAUAUAGCGAGUCAGAGAACAGCAUGAAUGAAGACAACUGGCAAAGUCCGUCAACUCCCCCUGAAAGAUAUUACACCUUAGUCAACAAUCAAGAAUCAAGUCCUGAUAUUUCUUCCAAUGAUUUACAUUUUGAACUGGAAGCCAUAGAACAGUUUCCUUUAAAUGAUUUACAGAACACUUGCAGAGACUCGCACGUGCAGUUUCAGAUGGAACAGUUGGUUCCAAGUUCAGACUCAAGGGAGCCUUGUCAUAGCAAUUUUAAUUCAGCCAUAACUGAAAGUACAGACACUACAUUAGAAGACUCUUUGUCAUCACAAUUCCAAGAAGAAGGCUUGGUACCCCUGCCACAAAGAACUUCAUCUGAGGUUGCUAAUCCAAUUCACAGCCAUCGACAGGGAAAAAAGCCCAAUACUUUGCCUUUAAAAAGAACAGACACAGAUCACGUAGACAGCGAAAUGAUUGUGCAGAUUCAGGUUAACAAGGAGCCAUGUUCCUGUGCAAUGUCUUGUCAGUAUGAGCCUUUAGGUGUACACAGUAACAGUUAUCAUUCAGUGGAAAUGCCGCCAGAGGAGGUGUCUCACCCGCUAUCAGAAAGUUAUACUAGUGAUGAUGAAUCACUACUGGUUUGCUAAUAAAUGCUUAAUAAUGGCCUAGAUUUUGUACUUUUUGGAAACAGCCCCAGAAAUCAGUUAGUAGGAUAUAUUUUUUUAUAAUAUAUUACCACUGUUCAUAUCUGCAAACCUGAGCUUGACUGGCAGAAAAAUAUUUGAUAAAGCAUUUAAUGUAAAAGUGCACAAGGUCUUAGUAACUGUUCAUAAAUUAUUACCUCAUAAUUUAAAGUCAAAGUACUAUUAAAUAUUACUCUUAUUAAGUUUUGCAUUUCAUUUGGAGCAGUAGCACCUGUGGAUUGCCACAAUCAUCUUUAGAUUUGUUUCUCUUCCUUUUGCUAUUUCCAUCUCAGAAUGAAGAAUUUGAUCAGUCAUGCCCAAAGUAACUAUAUCCUAUUUAUUUUCUACAGGCAGACAAGCAUUAUUAGAGAUAGAUAGCAGAAUGCUUGGUGCAAAGCAGUACUAAAGUUGCCUAAGGUCGCCAAAAGAGCGGCUCUUUCCCAUGAUAUGCCCAUCUUGAGAGGGUGAUAUUGAAUUGAUCUGAUCAUUUGGCCCUUUGGAUUACGGUAAUGGGAUGCAGGCUGCUGGUGCGCGGACCGAAUAAGCAAGCUGUUGAUUUAUUGGGUCUGUAAUGGCCUGAGACAAUGGUCCAAAUUCAAUUCAGUGAGGAAAAGCUAUCUCAUGGCCAGAUUCAAUUGGGGGAAAAAAACUUUUCUCCUAAUACAGUUCCAGUUUUUUACUAAUAGAUUUCAAUGUAGUUAUCACGUGAUAAGCCUUGAGAUAAGUUCUUCUGAAUUGAAUUGCAUCUCAGAUUGAAUGUCACCAUUCAGUUUUCAUGUGAUCUGGCCUAAUGGCAGCAAAAGGGACAUUCCCACACACUAUGCCAUCUGAGGGCCACAGUUAAAAAUAGAGAGUUAAGUUAAGUGGGAAACAAUAUAUUUUAAAUUGCAAGGAUAAACAAACAUAAGAUAAUGCAAGUGCCAUUUCUCAGUUAAGAAAACUGUUAUUUUCCCAUUCCUCAUAUCCUGCUGAGGAGGUUUCCUUUUAUUAGCUAUAGCCUAACUAGGCCAUUAGUAUGAGGUAUAAUGUACCCUCAACCCUUGCUCCAAAAUGAAUAUGAAAUAUUUAUAUAUAAUGUUAUGUUCUUCCUGAAUAUGGAAACACAUGUAUAUCUGUGAAUGCUACAAAAUGAGAUUUUAUAAAAGAUUGUAUUAUAUUUUUUCAUUACUUUUUCUUUAACUCUCCCUUUUGCUAAUUUUUUUUUUUUUUUUAAACUUUACCUCAAAUGACUUUAGCUUAGGGCCAUCAAAGAAAACAUAUCAUUAACUCUAUUUUACAUCUUCAAUGUUCUAUUCACUCUUGAAACCAAAUGCAAAUCAAUGUAUUUAUAUGAAGUGAUGUAAAAUCAAUAUUAAGCUGAUUAACAAGCAAUGGUUGGAUGUUUCUUCAAGAAGAAAGGCCAAACCCUACAGGAAACCAAACAAUGCUGCUUCCCUUGUCUACAAAGCACUUUAUGAAAGUUACUUUUUCUGCUAUUCAGAUAUCUGCCAUAAUAUAGGUGCAAUGCAUUCCUCAUCUUUUGAUAAGCCUUGAUCGUCCAGUUCUCUUGUGUCUCAGUGACUUCGCUAGACAUUAGGGCUCAUUUAUAAACACUGGGCAAAUUUGCACCUUAGCAGUAACCCAUAGCAACCAAUCAUAGAUUAAAUUUUUCCAUCCAGCUGCAAGUAUAACAAUGAUAGCAGACUUCUGAUUGUUUGCCAUGGGCCACAGCCCAGGCGCAAAUUUGCCCAGUGUUUAUAAAUGACCCCCAUUGUCUGUAGACAUUUUUCUGUACUGUGCCAGGGCCCCAGUCAGCAGGAUGUUCUGUUGAUUUCUAAGAACUGCUUUUGACAUUGAAUUCACAAACUAGAAGAAAUUGUGGAUUUGUAUUGAUUUUAGUUUUCAUUCUUGACAAAUAUUGACUUACUGUGAUACUAAAUGAUGUGCUGAUCUUUAUUUUGAAAGACAGAAAUAAUGUAUACAAGAGGGAGAAAGAGAAGCCUUCUCAAAGUCCUUUGAAGGUAUUGAGCUGAAGAAUCGUAUGAUUGUAUGAAAAAUAGCAGCCAUGGUCCAUACUGUAUGUCUUCAUAUAAGCAUUCCUUGCUAUAUAUUGCAUCCUGCUGACUUAAUAUAAACCCUAUCAUCUACAUUUGACCACUAAUUGGGUUCUGCAUAGCACACCUGUUUAAAUAUGUCAUUUUUUUAUUGACUGUUUAUGGUAUUACCCAGAUGUUUCUGUUCACCUGUAAAUGAUUUUGUAAUAAAAUGGCAAAACCUUGUCAAAUUGGUUUAUUGCGCAUCAUUGCAAAUUGCUGUGUAUAAAUCAGGGGUUUCUGAUAUCAAUAAACUAUGGCUCCCAACUGGCA
This is a messenger RNA of Xenopus tropicalis (tropical clawed frog), 5262 nucleotides long. It is a transcript of the gene lrp3, whose product is annotated as LDL receptor related protein 3. The coding region runs from base 410 to 2881 and encodes 823 amino acids. The record is from RefSeq and is a predicted model, not a curated record. Gene Ontology annotation, cellular component: membrane. The transcript is spliced from 7 exons. NCBI's taxonomy places the organism in Eukaryota, Metazoa, Chordata, Amphibia, Anura, Pipidae.